Molecule: messenger RNA, 8146 nt
Organism: Macrosteles quadrilineatus (aster leafhopper)
Lineage: Eukaryota; Metazoa; Arthropoda; Insecta; Hemiptera; Cicadellidae
Gene: beta-Spec
Product: spectrin beta chain
Exons: 47
Coding region: 260-7423 (2387 amino acids)
Biological process (GO): neuron development; actin cytoskeleton organization
Cellular component (GO): cortical actin cytoskeleton; cell projection; cell junction
Molecular function (GO): phospholipid binding; structural constituent of cytoskeleton; actin filament binding
Source: RefSeq, a predicted model, not a curated record
CUCUUUCGGUUUGCCUGACGGUCGCCUGUCUGCUGUUGUGCUGUUCGCUGUUUUGCCGAGAUCGAGUUUUUUAUUGUGUGUUCGUUCGUUAUACUUUAUUUUCGCGAGUGACUGUUUCUCAGUGUUUCAAGGAGUUCUAGUGUCUUAAAGUGUUCUAGUGUUUUUUAGAAAGUGUUAUUGUUAUACAAGGUGGCCCCUGGAUGAGCCUAUCAUAGUUUUGAAGUCUGUCAACUACAAGUGACAGGGUGGCGGUGGCAUCAUGACGACAGACAUAUCCCUGGUCCGUACCUGGGACCCGACACUACAACAGGAGAUUGUUGACGAUUACGAGUACGAUGGCGGAAACUCUUCCUCCAGACUGUUUGAGAGAUCCAGAAUUAAGGCUCUUGCAGAUGAGCGUGAGAGUGUACAGAAGAAGACGUUCCAGAAAUGGGUAAACUCCCACCUGGUGAGGGUCAAUAGCCGCAUCGGUGACCUGUACGUGGACCUGCGUGAUGGCAAGAUGCUGCUCAAACUGCUGGAGGUGCUGUCCGGCGAGCUAUUGCCCCGUCCUACCAAAGGCAAGAUGCGUAUCCAUUGUUUGGAGAACGUAGACAAAGCCCUACAGUUCCUGAGGGAACAACGGGUCCACCUGGAGAACAUGGGAUCUCAUGACAUUGUGGACGGCAACCCUCGCCUCAGUCUGGGACUCAUCUGGACUAUCAUCCUGCGCUUCCAGAUCCAAGACAUUACGAUAGAAGAGACAGACAACCAAGAGACCAAGUCUGCGAAGGACGCUUUGCUGCUGUGGUGUCAGAUGAAGACGGCCGGCUACCACAAUGUGAACGUGCGCAACUUCACCACCUCCUGGCGUGACGGGCUGGCGUUCAACGCAAUCAUACACAAGCACCGACCGGACCUUAUACAGUUUGAGAAGCUCAGCAAGAGCAACGCUAUGUACAACCUGAACAACGCCUUUAAUGUGGCCGAGGACAAGCUGGGACUUACCAAACUGUUGGACGCAGAAGAUGUGUUUGUGGAACAACCAGACGAGAAGUCCAUCAUCACAUACGUGGUCACAUACUACCACUACUUCAGCAAGAUGAAACAGGAGACUGUCCAGGGCAAGAGGAUAGGAAAGGUGGUAGGCAUCGCUAUGGACAACGACCGCAUGAUCCAGGAGUACGAGGGUCUGACCAGCGACCUGCUGAAGUGGAUAGAGUCGACCAUCGUCAGUCUGGGCGACCGACAGUUCGCUAACUCUCUCACUGGAGUGCAAGGUCAACUCGCCCAGUUCAACAACUACCGCACUGUCGAGAAACCUCCCAAAUUUAUAGAGAAAGGUAAUCUGGAAGUAUUACUUUUUACUCUGCAGUCUAAGAUGCGAGCCAACAACCAAAAGCCGUACACUCCUCGUGAGGGCAAGAUGAUUUCUGACAUCAACAAGGCAUGGGAACGCCUGGAGAAGUCAGAGCACGAGAGAGAGUUGGCUUUGAGAGAGGAGUUGAUCAGACAAGAGAAGUUGGAGCAGCUUGCAGCUCGGUUCAACCGCAAAGCCAGCAUGAGGGAGACUUGGCUCAGCGAGAACCAGCGUCUCGUGUCACAGGACAACUUUGGGUUUGACCUGGCAGCUGUUGAGGCUGCGGCCAAGAAGCACGAGGCUAUUGAGACAGACAUCCUGGCGUACGAGGAGAGAGUUCAGGCCGUGGUGACGGUCAGUCAGGAGCUGGAGGCGGAGAACUACCACGACAUUGACCGCAUCAAUGCCAGGAAGGACAAUGUGCUGAGACUGUGGCAUUACCUGUUGGAGUUGCUGAGAGCUCGUAGGAUGAGGCUGGAGUUGUCUCUACAACUGCAGCAGAACUUCCAGGAGAUGUUGUACAUCCUCGACUCCAUGGAGGAGCUCAAGAUGAGGCUGCUCUCUGACGACUAUGGCAAGCACCUGAUGGGAGUGCAAGAUCUGCUACAGAAACACUCUCUUGUGGAAGCUGACAUCAAUGUGCUGGGAGAGAGAGUGAAGGCUGUAGUACAACAGAGCCAGAAGUUCUUGGACCAGGAGACCAAUGAAGGAUUCCGUCCCUGCGACCCAGCCAUCAUCAUAGAGCGGGUGCAGCAACUAGAGGACGCAUACGCAGAGCUAGUGAAGCUGGCUGUGGAGCGCAGGGCUCGGCUGGAGGAGAGCCGCAAACUGUGGCAGUUCUACUGGGACAUGGCUGACGAGGAGAACUGGAUCAAGGAGAAGGAGCAGAUUGUCUCCACGACGGAGAUCGGACAUGAUCUGACCACCAUCAACCUGCUGCUGUCCAAACACAAGGCGCUGGAGAACGAGAUCGGCAGCCACGAGCCACAGCUGAUGAGUGUGGUGGCUGUGGGAGAUCAGCUGGUACAGCAAGGGCACUUUGGUGCUGAGAGAAUACAGGAGCGUCUGCAGGACACUCUGGGCAACUGGAACCACCUGCUGGACCUGGCAGCACUGCGGCGCAAACGUCUGGAGGAGGCCGUUGACUUCCAUCAGUUCUUCGCAGAUGCUGAUGACGUAGACAUCUGGAUGCUAGACACACUGAGACUAGUAUCCUCGGAGGACGUGGGCCGUGACGAGGCCAAUGUACAGUCGCUGCUGAAGAAACACAAGGACGCCACCGAGGAGCUCAAGAACUACGCUUCCACCAUCGAGGCUCUGCACACUCAGGCUGGGCAGCUGGGAGAGCAGGAUCGUACUUCACCCGAGGUGGUGGAGAGGCUCAACUCCAUAGACAACAGAUACCAGGAGCUGAUGGAGUUGGCCAAACUAAGGAAACAGCGACUGUUGGACGCCCUGUCACUGUACAAGCUGUUCAGUGAGGCGGACGGCGUGGAGCAGUGGAUCGGAGAGAAGGAUCGUAUGCUGCAGACUAUGGUCCCAGCUAAGGACAUUGAGGACGUUGAGAUCAUGAAACAUCGUUACGACGGCUUUGACAAGGAGAUGAACGCAAACGCAUCUCGUGUCGCUGUCGUCAAUCAGCUGGCUCGUCAGCUGUUGCAUGUUGAGCAUCCCAACUGUGAACAGAUCGUGGCUCGUCAGAAUCAGCUGAACCACGGCUGGGCCGAGCUGAGAGAGAAGGCUGAAGGCAAGAGAGAGGAGCUCAACUCUGCCCAUGGAGUACAGAGCUUCCACAUCGAGUGUAGAGAGACAAUCAGCUGGAUUGAGGACAAGAAACGCAUCCUUCAGUCCACCGACAGUCUGGAGAUGGACCUCACUGGAAUCAUGACAUUGCAGAGGCGACUGUCGGGUAUGGAGAGGGACCUGGCUGCUAUACAGGCCAAGCUGGACUCUCUAGAGGCCGAGGCUGACGCUAUAGAGGCCGAACACCCUGAGGAGGCCGCUGUCAUCAGGGAACGCAUCACACAGAUCACCCAGAUAUGGGAGCAGCUCACCCAGAUGCUCAAAGAACGAGACUCUAAGCUGGAAGAGGCAGGAGACCUGCAUCGUUUCUUGCGUGACCUGGAUCACUUCCAGGCGUGGUUGACCAAGACACAGAAGGAGGUGGCGUCCGAGGACAUCCCCGGCAGUCUGGCCGACGCUGAGCGACUGCUCAACCAACACCAGGCGAUACGUGAGGAGAUUGACAACUACACUGGCGACUACACCAAGAUGAUGGACUACGGAGAGACUGUCACUGCGGAGCCCAGCACACAGCAAGACCCGCAAUACAUGUUCCUGAGGGAGAGACUGAAGGCGCUGAGAGACGGAUGGCAGGAGCUGCAUCAGAUGUGGGAGAACAGACAACAGUUGUUGUCGCAGUCCCUCAACCUGCAGAUGUUUAACAGGGACGCCAGACAAGUGGAGGUGCUGCUGUCCCAACAGGAACAUGUGCUCAGCAAGGACGACACUGUCAUGAACCUGGAGCAAGCCGAGAACCUCAUAAAACGACACGAGGCUUUCCUCACAACGAUGGAAGCCAACGACGACAAAAUCAACUCUGUUGUGCAGUUCGCCGGCCGCCUCUGCGACGAAGGCCACUUUGCUGCGGACAAAGUGAGCAAGAAGGCGGAGAACAUAGCGGACAGACGCAACGCCAACCGAGAACGAGCUUUGCAGCAGAUGGAGAAGCUCAAGGACCAACUGCAACUACAUCAGUUCCUUCAGGAUUGCGAGGAGCUGGGUGAGUGGGUGCAGGAGAAGAAGUUCAUCGCUCAAGAUGAGACGUACAGAAGUGCCAAGACUGUACACAGCAAGUGGACCAGACACCAGGCGUUUGAGGCGGAGAUUGCUUCCAACAAGGACCGCCUCAAGAGAGUACAACAGGCUGGCGAAGAGCUGAUGAAGGAGAAGCCGGAGCUGGCUGAGGUCAUUGCUCCUAAGAUUUCUGACCUUCAACAUCAGUUUGCCGACCUUGAAACCACCACCAAGGACAAGGGAGAGCGAUUGUUUGAUGCCAACAGAGAAGUCCUGGUCCACCAGACCUGCGAUGACAUCGACUCUUGGAUGAACGACCUCGAGAAACAGAUCGAGAGCGAAGACACUGGCAAUGACUUGGCCUCUGUUAAUAUUCUCAUGCAGAAACAACAGAUGAUUGAGACGCAGAUGGCAGUGAAGGCCAAGCAGGUGACAGAGCUGGAGACCCAGGCUGCCUUCCUGGAGAAGACUGUACCAGACAAGAUAGAUGAGAUCAAGGCCAAGAAGUCCAAGGUGGAGGAGAGAUUCCAGCAACUCAAGGCACCGCUGCUGGAGAGGCAGAGGGCUCUGGAGAAGAAGAAGGAAGCGUUCCAGUUCCGUCGAGAUGUGGAGGACGAGAAGUUGUGGAUCGUGGAGAAGAUGCCACUGGCAACGUCGCAAGAGUACGGCAACAGUCUGUUCAACGUACACACUCUCAAGAAGAAGAACCAGUCACUUGCCACGGAGAUUGACAACCACGAGCCUCGCAUACAACAUGUGUGUCAUAACGGCCAGAAGCUGAUAGAGGAAGGCCAUGAGGACGCUGGACAGUUCAAGGACCUCAUAGACGACCUGACAGACAAGUGGAGGCAACUCAAGGACGCUGUUGACCACCGCCGUAACCAGCUGUUGCAGAGCGAGAAGGCUCAGCAGUACUUGUUUGACGCUAGCGAGGCAGAGAGUUGGAUGAGCGAACAAGAGUUGUACAUGAUGGUGGAGGAUCGAGGCAAGGACGAGAUCUCCGCACAGAACAUGAUGAAGAAACACAAGAGUCAGGAAGUGGCUGUGGAGGAUUACUCCGAGACAAUCAGACAACUGGGCGAGACAGCGAGACAACUCACCAGUGAACACCACCCUCAGAGUGAGCUGAUCGCAGUCAAGCAGGCGCAGGUAGACAAGCUGUACGCAGGACUCAAGGACCUGGCUGGUGAGAGGAGAGCCAAGCUGGAUGAAGCUCUGCAGCUGUUCAUGUUGAACAGGGAGGUAGACGAUCUGGAACAGUGGAUCGCAGAGAGAGAGUUGGUGGCUGGCUCUCACGAGCUGGGACAGGACUACGACCAUGUUACGUUGCUGUGGGAGAGGUUCAACCAGUUUGCGCAAGACACUGACGUUACGGGCACUGAGCGUGUGGCGGCCGUCAACAACAUUGCAGACUCGCUGAUAGCAGCCGGCCACAGCGACUCUGCCACCAUCGCUGAGUGGAAGGACGGACUCAACGAGGCAUGGCAGGAUCUGCUGGAGCUCAUAGAGACAAGGAAACAGAUGUUGGUCGCCUCUAGAGAGCUGCACAAGUUCUUCCAUGACUGCAAGGACGUUCUCGGCCGCAUCUCGGAGAAGCAGCACGCCAUGUCUGACGAGUUGGGACGUGACGCAGGCAGUGUGUCUCAGCUGCAGAGGAAACACCAGACCUUCCUACAGGACCUUCAGACUCUUCACUCACAGGUCCAACAAAUCUCCGACGAGUCUGCCAAGCUGCAGGCGUCGUACGCCGGAGACAAGGCCAAGGAGAUCACCAAUCGUGAGGCGGAGGUGCGCGGCGCAUGGGCAACUCUGCAACAGCUGUGCGACGCUCGACGCCAGAAACUGGCCGACACCGGUGACCUGUUCAAGUUCUUCAACAUGGUGCGAACACUGAUGUUGUGGAUGGACGAUGUCGUCAGACAGAUGAACACCUCCGAAAAACCAAGGGAUGUGAGUGGUGUUGAACUGCUCAUGAACAACCACCAGAGCCUGAAGGCAGAGAUUGACACAAGAGAAGACAACUUCACAGCUUGUAUCUCACUAGGCAAGGAACUGUUGUCUAGGAACCACUACGCCUCCACCGAGAUUAAAGAAAAACUGUUGGGUCUGACGAACCAGAGGAAUUCCCUGUUGCAUCGCUGGGAAGAGAGAUGGGAAAACCUCCAACUCAUCCUGGAAGUCUACCAGUUCGCCAGAGACGCGGCCGUCGCAGAAGGCUGGCUGAUCGCACAAGAACCCUACCUGCUCAGUCAAGAGCUGGGCAUGACAAUCGACGAAGUGGAGAACUUGAUAAAGAAACACGAAGCGUUUGAAAAAUCGGCAGCCGCUCAGGAGGAACGCUUCAUGGCUCUUGAGAGGCUAACUACCUUUGAACUGAAGGAACUCAAGAGGAGACAAGAAGAAGAAGAAAGGAAGAGACAGGAAGAGUUGGCCGCCAAAACUCCUCCCCCUACGUCACCACAAGACCAGUCCUCAGACAGACCGGACGGUGAAGGAGUGGAGUCAGAGGCACAACAAAAUGGAGAAAAAGAGGCGGAAAGUCGGAAAGUCGUAGAGCAUGGCGGGGGUGAUACAAAGAGCCCCGUAGCAGAGCCCCGAGCCCCCACAACAACCAAACCACCACGUACGCCGCAACCAUCCACCAGCCAAUCAACUGUGAGCGCCAGACAGAGCGCGAAGGACUCGGCCACUCUUGGUCGAAAGAAGGACCGCAGCAGGUCCAAGUCUCCAUUCCGCAGUUUCCGAUGGAAGAAGUCUUCUCCGAAGAGUUCACCAGCGCAGGGCAGCGCCAGCGAUGACGAAGGCAAUUUAGAGCGAGCCGCAGAGAGGCCGAGCCCUGGAGGAGAGGAGAGUCCUCUGGAAGGUCUGCUUGUCCGUAAACACGAGUGGGAAAACACUACCAAGAAAGCCUCCAACAGGUCGUGGGACAAGUUGUACGUGGUUGUCCGAGGCACCAAGCUGUGUUUCUACAAGGACGCCAAGAGUGCUAAGGCAGCACCUGAUGUAUAUGCUAAGGGCGAGACGCCCCUCGACUUGAGAGGAGGAAGUUGCGACGUCGCCUCUGACUACACCAAGAAGAAACACGUCCUCAGAGUCAAGGCUGCCAAUGGUGCUGAGAUCCUACUGCAGGCCAAGGACGAUGAUGAGAUGCGUCAGUGGGUCGGUGUGUUGGCCGGCCUGAGUGAUGCUAGCAGUGGCGGCCCUUCUCGCUCCCACACACUCCCCGCCCCGGCCCCGGGCAAAGACGAGCCUAAGAGACGCAGCUUCUUCACUCUUAAGAAGAACUAAGUGUAAAGUAAAGCGGUGGACAGUAGCACGCUGACGACGUCAACAGCAUUCUUCUAUUUCCGCAAUAUUCAACAUAGAUACUGCCAGUUUUCGUUUACACACAAAUAUUUAUAUUCAUUCAUUAUUUAAAGCUGUGUCAUUUUGAUCAUUUCGCUGUUUGUCACGAGGAACGUGUGUCGUGUAAUAUAGGAAGAGGUGUUUGUUGGUGUGCGAUGUUCCGAGGGUGUCCUGGGACUUGUACAGCUUCCUUACGUGUUGUUUGCAUCACUACAACUCACACUGAUUUGUUGCUUUUGUAUUUAAUAUUUAGGUUAUUCAUUUAAGCUAUUAUAUAGUAUUUUAUUGAAAGAAAGUUUAUAAUACAAAAAAAUAUAUAUAACGUAUAAAUAAAUCUUGUGUAUUUUUUAAAAGAACGCUAUACUGAUGUUUAUUUUAGAUCGUUAGAUUAAAUAGUAGCUAGUCACCGAUGGUUAUCGCUUGUUUUCCAGAGUCUUCAGGUUGAAGUGUACGUAUCGUAGUUGUCGGCUGUAUUCGCUUGAAACAGUUGGCCAUUUUUCGAUAUCGCUAUCAAAAUUUUCAUCGUUGUUUAUUUGUUCGAUUGGCUUUAAGAAAAAUUAAUAUAUAGAAACAGUUAUGAUAUAAAUGUUAAUGUCUUAUUUGGUAAGCUAUUUUAAUUUUUGACUUAUAAAAAUGUUUCAGUAUAAUUAAAGUUCUCCACUUCGA